AUUAAGCUUCAAUUCUCGUAUGCGAAGCUACGAUACUACUAUGGGCCUAUACAAGCUGAUUCAAAUUCUCUUAAUUUUAAGUUUCUUUCCACAAGUAACUUGUUUUAUUGAGGGGUUGUACUGUGGAAGAGACAAUUGCUACGAUGUUUUGGGCGUCACGCGAGAUUCAGAUACGAAAGAAAUCAGUAGGAACUAUAGAAAACUAGCUAAAACAUGGCAUCCAGAUAAGCAUAGGAAAAAAAGUCAAGAUAAGCAAGUAUUAGCUGAAGAAAUGUUCAGAAAAAUUGCUACGGCCUAUGAAGUUUUGCGAGAUGAAGAAUCGCGAAAAGAUUACGAUUAUAUGCUUGAUAAUCCAGAUGAAUACUACCACCAUUACUAUAGAUAUUACAGAACUCGUGUAGCACCUAAAGUGGAUGUUCGACUGGUCAUAGCCGUUGCAAUAACAAUCAUAUCUGUGAUACAGUAUUGGAGUUCAUGGAAUAAUUAUAAUGCUGCCAUAAAUUACUUUGCAAGAGAUCCUAAAUAUAAGAUAAAAGCAAUGGAAAUAGCAAAAAGAGAGGGUAUGUUAGAGACAAAUAAGAAAAAACAGAGAGGAAUUUCAAAAGAAGAAUUAAGAGAACAAGAAGAGAAUGUACUACGAAAAGUCGUUGCAGAAAAAAUGGAUAUAAGAGGAAGUUAUAGUAAACCAUCGAUCAAAGAUGUUUUAUGGUUUCAAUUGGCGCUUUUACCUUGGUAUACAUUCCAGUACAUCGUUUGGUAUAUAAGAUGGAUAUGGAAGUUCAAUAUCUGUGGAAAUCCAUAUACAAGAGAGGAACAUGAAUAUCUUAUUAGAAGAAAUAUGAAAUUGUCCGAAGGAAAAUGGAAUGCUUUAGAAGAAUAUGACAGAGAGGAUUUCUAUAGAAUGGAACUAUGGAUUGAUGAAAAAUUUCAGGAAUGGAAAGAGAAUAAAGAAGAAGAAGAAAAACAGAAACUUGCAGAAAGUAACAAAUAUAAAAUCUAUCGUCGUUACAUGAAGAGAGGUGGCCCUGGUCAGAUGGUUCUUGGACCAGAAUAA
Messenger RNA from Dimorphilus gyrociliatus, 1054 nucleotides. The record is from the annotation of a GenBank genome assembly. Lineage: Eukaryota; Metazoa; Annelida; Polychaeta; Dinophilidae.